AUGGAGCCUGGCCACGAAGGCGUUUUCAAGUGUCCGGAGGAUCAGCUGCCCCUGGAUUACGCCAAGAUUUACCCGGACCCCGAACUGGAGGCCCAGGUGUUGGGCCUGAGCAUCAGGUGCAUCCACAGUGAGGAGGGCUGUCGCUGGACUGGGACCAUCCGCCAUUUGCAGGCCCACCUGGGCACCUGCAGCUUCAACGUGGUGCCCUGCCCCAACCGCUGUGGGGCCAAGCUGAGCCGCCGCGACCUGCCCCCCCACCUGCAGCACGACUGUCCCCAGAGGCACCUCCAGUGCGAAUUCUGCCGAGCCGACUUCACGGGGGAAGCCUUUGAGAACCACCAGGGGGUCUGCCCCCAGGAGAGCGUCUACUGCGAGAACAAGUGUGGGGCGCGCAUGAUGCGCCGGCUGCUGUCGCAGCACAUGCUGGCCGAGUGUCCGAAGCGCACCCAGCCCUGCAGCUACUGCGCCAAGGAGUUCCUCUACGACACCAUCCAGAACCACGAGUACCAGUGCCCUCGCUACCCUGUGCCCUGUCCGAAUCAGUGCGGGGCCCCCAACAUCGCCCGGGAGGACCUGAGCGGGCACCUGAAGGACAGCUGCUCCACCGCCCUGGCUCUCUGCCCCUUCAAGGAGGCCGGCUGCAAACACCGGUGCCCCAAAGUGUCCCUGGGCCGCCACCUGGACGAGAACACCAAGCUGCACCUGGGCCUGAUGUGCGCACUGGUGGCCCGGCAACGGCAGGAGCUGGUCGAGCUGCGCCGCGAGGUGGAGGAACUGGCGGUGGGCAGUGACGGCGUACUAAUCUGGAAGAUCGCCGAUUAUGCCCGGAAGCUGCAGGAGGCCCGGCUGCGGAGCAAUUACGAGUCCUUCAGCCCCCCCUUCUACACCCACCGGUAUGGCUACCGGCUGCAGGUGUCGGUCUUCCUGAACGGCAACGGCAGCGGUGAAGGCAGCCACCUCUCGGUCUACAUCCGGGUGCUGCCUGGCCAGUACGACAACCUGCUGGAGUGGCCCUUCGCCUACCGGGUCACCUUCUCGCUGCUGGACCAGAGCGACCCCUCGCUCUCCAAGCCCCAGCACAUCACCGAGACCUUCCUGCCGGACCCCGCCUGGAAAAACUUCCAGAAGCCUGGCACGGGGCGCACCUCCCUGGACGAGAGUCUGCUGGGCUUCGGGUACCCCAAGUUUAUCUCGCACGAGGAUAUCAAGAAGCGCAACUACGUGCGCGACAACGCCGUCUUCAUCAAGGCCUCGGUGGAGAUCCCCCCCAAGAUCAUUUCCUGAGGGGGAGGAAGACCGAGCGACCGAGGGGUGCUGGGGGUGAACGCCCCCCCCACCGUCCGGGUUUCCCCCACUUUGGAAGAACAGUUCUGCUUCUGAUAAUGCUUUUUUUUCUGACCCGCCUCUCUGCUUCGGGUUGACCCCCCCUCCCUUCGUUGAAAUGGUGCUAAUUGCUGCAGGUUCGGGCCCCGAGUCCAGCCUGGCUUGAGGGGGGGGUCACUUUCUUCCCGGGAGCAGCUGGGCUGCCUCUGGGACCCCCCAUCUUCUCCCAAGCACCCUUUGGGGUCUGCAAAUACCAGCCGUGCGCUGGGCAACGUCAGGAAGCCUGCUGGGCAAGGGGUGGUGGUGGU
Protobothrops mucrosquamatus (brown spotted pit viper) is the source of this 1631-nucleotide messenger RNA. It is a transcript of the gene TRAF4, whose product is annotated as TNF receptor associated factor 4. Gene Ontology annotation, molecular function: zinc ion binding; protein binding. The coding region runs from base 1 to 1284 and encodes 427 amino acids. The record is from RefSeq and is a predicted model, not a curated record. The transcript has 7 exons. Lineage: Eukaryota; Metazoa; Chordata; Lepidosauria; Squamata; Viperidae. Gene Ontology annotation, biological process: regulation of apoptotic process; activation of NF-kappaB-inducing kinase activity; positive regulation of JNK cascade.